Molecule: messenger RNA, 1263 nt
Organism: Phoenix dactylifera (date palm)
Lineage: Eukaryota; Viridiplantae; Streptophyta; Magnoliopsida; Arecales; Arecaceae
Source: RefSeq, a predicted model, not a curated record
UCGAGGGUCGGUGCCCCUCGGCCCUCGUAGUGUCGUCUUCUGUCUUCUUAUCUCUUCUUCUCCCACGAGAGUUUUUGCCGAGCUCUUUCGCCCCCUUUUUCUCGCAAAAAAGGUUUCGGGGGAACUGAGCCUUGGAUUGGAGCAGCACCGGAGGGAGAAGGAAGCCAUGGAGGCCGAUUCAUGGAGCCGCUUCUCUGCCGCCUCGAAACGCCACCAGUCCGCUGUUCAGCCUCGAUUCGAUCUGUACCUUGGGUAUGAGGAGAUCGAUGGAGGGGAAGAGGACUCGAGAGCGGAGUUCCCGUGUCCAUUCUGCUCCGAGGAUUUUGAUAUAGUGGGGCUGUGCUGCCACAUCGACGACGAGCACUCGGUUGAGGCUAAAAAUGGGGUAUGUCCUGUUUGUGCAGCUAGGGUUGGGAUGGACAUGGUUGGGCACAUAACUGUGCAGCAUGCGAAUUUCUUCAAGAUGCAGCGUAGGAGGAGAUUCCGUAAAGGUUCAUCAGGAUCCCAUUCUACACUCUCUUUGUUGAGAAAGGAUCUUCGAGGGGGGAAUUUGCAAUCUCUUUUUGGGGGGUCUUCCUUUACAGUUGCUCCCUUGAAUGCUGCGCCUGAUCCAUUGCUUUCAUCAUUCAUUCUGAAUUUUCCUGUUGCUGAUUCAUCAAAAGAUGUAAAGCCUGAAUCCUUGGAUGAUGGAAAUUUGAUUAACAAGACUUCAGAGGAGAAAGCAGGGGAAAGUGUUGAGCCAUCUCUAUCCGAGAAAGAUCAAGUGGAGAGAGCUCGGAGGAGUCACUUUGUGCGGGAGCUUGUGUUGUCCACGAUAUUUGAUGAUCCCAUAUGAAAAGAACCUUUUAUUCUUGGUGACAAUAACAGCGGCGGCGGCGGCGGCGGCAGCGGUCGAUGUUGAUGAUGCUGAUGAUGAUGAUGCUGAUGAUGAUGAUCAUGUGAUGAUGAUAAAGCUUAAAGAUGGUCCCCAGGCAGCUGCAUUGUUGUUAUCAUGACACACCGGCCACUUGGACAGCAGGUUUAUUUGGGAGGUGUAUAUUUAACCUGCCUUAUUACUCUGGAGAGGAAAGCAUGGAAUGUAUUAUAAUUAUCUAUUAUUAGUAUCUAGAUUUGGAAGGAUUCUUAAUUCUCCCUUUAGUGGGCAUAGCUAUGCAUAUAUGAAAAAACUAUUCAAUCGAGCUUGGUCAAGCAUUUUUUUCAGUUUCUUCAUAAAAUAAAGUUUUAGACCUGUCGUCUUGAUUUAAUGGAGUAUGCUUUAAGGGA